AUGGGUCUUAAUUUUCCGAAUCAAGCACCAACUACGGCGAAGGGGGAGCGAAAAACAGACACCCUCCGCAGACAAGCUGCGGCUCCUCCAGCAUACCUCAUCAUAUUUCCUCUCAUUCCAAUCGCCGGGGCCAUCUACAUCUCCAGCACUCGCUACUCUGACUUCCAACACCACGGCUUCGAUGUCCUCAUGAGCGCAAUACUUGGCAGCUUGACGGCCUGGCUAGGCUUCCGAUGGUACCAGAUGCCAAUUCGAAGAGGAGGCUGGGCUUGGGCAGCGAGAAGCUUAGAGCGAGCAUUUUGGAGGGGCUUAGGGGCUGACACUUAUGGUCAAGAUAGAGGGCUAACGGUGGAAGAUUUGGAGCAUGCGCGUGCAGCUCAGGGCGUGGCUGACGGAGCGAUGCUACCGCAAAGCGUUGGACAUAGUGGGACUCAGGAUCAUAGUGAUGGGAGUGGUGGGAGUUACGAGUUGAGAGAUCUGGGAGGGACAAUGGCACAGGCGCCGACUGAUUUUACGGCUCUUGGAGAGGACAACGGGACUCGACGCGUGGUCAGGUUGGCGUAG
Molecule: messenger RNA, 564 nt
Organism: Bacidia gigantensis
Lineage: Eukaryota; Fungi; Ascomycota; Lecanoromycetes; Lecanorales; Ramalinaceae
Exons: 1
Coding region: 1-564 (187 amino acids)
Source: RefSeq, a predicted model, not a curated record